Molecule: messenger RNA, 1125 nt
Organism: Mugil cephalus (flathead mullet)
Lineage: Eukaryota; Metazoa; Chordata; Actinopteri; Mugiliformes; Mugilidae
Product: leucine-rich repeat-containing protein 30-like
Exons: 8
Coding region: 169-1035 (288 amino acids)
Molecular function (GO): protein binding
Source: RefSeq, a predicted model, not a curated record
UUCCUCGUUGGUAUUUCGAGUCUUCUUCGGAUUCCUCUUCUGAAGAGUUCAUCCCAAACUCAGCACGACAUCUGGAUCAGCUCCAUCAGGACAGGAGACAUCUGGGGUCGGGACAGAUGUUGGGUUCCACCUGAACAUCUGCGAGUUGUAAAGGAGCAGGAGGAAGAGAUGGGAGGAGCAAUGUGUCGGGAGGAGGUGAAGGAGGAGAGGAACCGGAGCGUGGCGAUGGAGGACGGUCUGACGUCGGCGGACAGAAUCCGACGCUUCACCGUCAAACAGUUUGGAUACAACGUCCUGAGUCUGGCUCGCCGAGGUCUGAAGGACAUCCCUGAUGAACUGUGGGAGCUGGUGGAGCUCCAGAAGCUGAACUUAUCUCUUAACAGUCUGAAGGUGGUUGCUCCUCAGUUGGCCCAGCUCUCCAACCUGGUGGUCCUCAACCUGUGGGGGAACCAGCUGCGCAGUCUGCCACCAGAGAUUGGACAGCUGAGGAAACUCCGAGUUUUGUUCGUCUACAGAAACAGACUGGCUGAAGUCCCUGAAGAGCUCGGAGCCUGCACCGAGCUGGAGGUUCUGAGUUUGGCCAACAACCAGCUGACGUCACUGCCAUCCUCUCUGUCCAACCUGACCAGACUGAGGAAACUCAACGUCAGUCACAACCUCAUGGCUCAUGUUCCAGGCUGCAUCUAUAACAUGAAGGCUCUGGUGUUCCUCCAUCUGGCCUGGAACCGUCUGGAGAACCUCGCAGAGAACAUCCAGGCUCUGGUGGAGCUCAAGAUCCUCAUCAUGGAGGGAAACAACCUCCACUCUUUGCCCAGAGCCCUCUGCUGCCUCACCAGGUUGGAAUUACUGAAUGUGGACUUUAAUGACAUUAAAGAUGUUCCACAGGAGAUGCACCAGUUGUCCCGUCUGGAGAAGCUCGCCUACCAUCCUCUGGAUAAAGGACUCCACAUUGUUCACAACCCGCUGAUGAAGCCUGUGAAGGAGGUGCUGGAGGGGGGGCUCAGCGCCCUCUUCAACUACCUGAAAGCUGAAUAGAGCUGGGGGCGGGGCCUACUGACACCGUUUAAAAGGGGGCGGGGCUUAUGUCAACACGAAAACGUUCGUGGGGCUAGGGACUUCCUAUCA